AAGUAGUCUACACGCGCUGUCUUUAAUCCACAUUCACGAGCUGCACUGAGGUGCCCGGCAUGUCGUCUGCUGUACUGUAUUCUCUAUGGUUAUGGAUGAAGUGCGGCCACGUUCUUUAAAAACAUUUGGAUAAAUUAUGCAUGAAUUCAUGGCAGCAGAGAGCAUUUUGACGACCAUGAAUCAGAGUGUGAAAGAGCCUUGCGAAAUACCAUUUGAGGAGGACCGCAUUCCUUUAAUGGUGCUGUACAUUGUGGUUUUUGUCAUCGGUCUACCAGCCAACACAGCCACCGUAUACCUCACCCUCCACCAGGUCUGUCGCAAGAACGUACUCGGCAUCUACCUUCUAUGCCUGUCCUUGUGCGAUCUCACCUACCUUUUCACGCUUCCUGUUUGGGCUGUGUAUGUCAACAGAGACCAUGUGUGGCCCUGGUCCUCUAUGGCUUGUAAAGUUACUGGCUUUGUCUUCUUCACCAACAUGUACAUCAGCAUUUUUCUGCUCUGCUGCGUGUCCAUCGACCGCUAUGUGGCGGUGGUCUAUGCCAUUGAAUCUCGGGGUCUUCGCCAGAAAAAGAUAGCCGCUCUUGUAGCUUUUUCCAUCUACAUGGUGGUGGGCUUGGGCCACAUGCCAGUCUUUAUUAUGCAGGAGGGGAAUGCUUCAGAGGGCAGUCACCGCUGCUUUGAGCCCGGCCACAGCACGGCAACAGUUACAGGAUUCAACUACGCUCGCUUUUGCAUUGGCUUUUGUGCCCCUCUAGCCAUCCUGAUCUUCACCAACAGGGCCAUUUUUGCCAAUGUGCAGGCAAGCACGGGACUCCAACCGCACCAGAAGGAUAAAGUUCGCUACCUUGCUGUGGCAGUGGUGGCGCUGUUUUUGAUCUGUUUCACUCCAUACCACAUUAUAUUGCUCAUACGGGCCAUUACCUUCCAUUUCCCCAAGCUGCAGGCUGAAUGUCACUUUGAACAUUACAUCUACACGCCCUACAAAAUCUCUCUGGGCCUGUCCACGUUCAACAGUGCCUUUAACCCCAUUCUCUAUGUGCUCUCCAGCAAUAAUAUCCGUAAGGAUAUCAGAAGUGGCGUGGCAGCACUGUAACGAGUCAUCUUGUGUCAGCGUUCAACACACAGUAGCCAGCACAACCUGCACAGUUCCAAAAGCAAUUCAGACCCCACAAAGGGGGGAUGAAAUGAGGACACGUUGUCCCAGCCCAAGCUAAAGCUUUUGUCAUUUGCUUAACAUGCCAUGAAUUGGAUUUGAAAAGUUGAAUGAUUAGAAAGGCAAUGUUCCCUCUGUACAUCAUCAUGCAGAUAGUUUUGUUUUGUGUGAACAACAUCACUGCAAAUAAGACAAAAAUCUUGUGAAAGCGCUAACUUCCUGUCAUUUUAUCUUGAGUCAAAGACAAAAGGAAAUCAUGGUAAUCACAUCUCUGUGGUAUUUCACACCUUCGUUGCUACUUCUGUCACAGAGUUUCCUUUAAUCUGUUUGCUCUGAACUUUUGAAUAUCUUACAUUUGACCCCUGCAUACAGGUUCUGACAUGUAAGAUUCUCUGGCCCAUAUUGAUGGGUUCAAGAUCAUCUUGCAGAUCUAGUCUUUUGAUAGUUGCACAAAGUCUGGUCCACUUUGCAGCUCGUUUUGGCCAAGAACUGCUCACAACAGACAGGAAGGGGCCAUUGACUGACAUGUAAAAUGGUCAAAACUGUUAGAUGUUACCAUGUUUUUUCUUUUUUCAAUAGUAUACUGACAGAUUAUUUUUCAUAGAAAUGCUCCGAUCAAACUCUCAAAAUCGGCCUAUGUGCACGUUAAUGCUAAUAAUUGCUAAAAAAAAAAAAGUGUAUGAAUUGAACACAUAAAGACAGAGGCUACAACCCCCAAUAAAAGACAUUGUGGGUUCAAUUGUAUUUAAUUACAAUUUGUUCCUGUAUUAAUUUGAUAAAAAGUAAUUCGCUGUAAUUAAUGAAUGAGGUCACAGAAAUUUCCCUUAAUGAAAUGCAUAUUACAGUUAAAUACUGUAUGAUUAUAUCAUAGUAAUUUACUGGGCAUUUUACUGUUAAUAGCACAGCAUCUUGGUCCACGAGCAAAUGUUCGCAAAAUACAGAAAAUUAGCGGAAAAUAUUUGUGAAUUUAUGAAAUUAUUUAUGUCCAUCUAAAUAGUAUUAAUAACAAUUAAUUCACAGACACAAGGCAGGGUAUGCAGCUUUGUUGUGGUUAUUGCUAUUGCUCCUCAAACACAAAGAUGCCCAUGGUAGUAUUGAAGCAAGUAUUGAAGGUAGUAUUCUUCCCCCGUUGACCUACAAAUACUUGUGACCUGUGCACCUUGACUUCCGAAAAUUGAGUAAAGCCAGCACAUCAGAUUGGAGCUUGCAAUUUUGGAAACUACUUGCCAUUUUUUUGUGCAAUAUGCAUCAGGCGUUCAGUGAACGUCUGUUGGCAUACCAUCUGAGGCUGGGACAAUGCUUGCAACAGUAUACAGUAUCAUUGUUUCAGGCUUAUUUAAUGAAACUGCAGUGUGUUUUUGACAGUAAAUUUAACGUAUUAAUGUUGAAUGGUAUGCUUUUUUAGUGUUGAUUGUUUUGUUUUUGAUGGAAGUUUCCAAGUUUUCCAUAUUUUUUUCAGUGGUUAAAUAUAAGUAUGCAAGCUUAAUUUAUAUAUAUAUAAUAUAUAAUUGUUCUAGAAUUUUAUAAUUGGUGUUUGUGGCAGGGUGGAGGGCGGUGCCGGGUCGUGAUGCUGCACACCCGGCCCCUAAUCAGGCUAAUCUUGCCUCCGAGAGGGAUAAAAGCCGACCGGAGACGGCAGUGCGACAGAGAGAGAGAUUUACAGACAGCUGCCCGACACCUGUGUGUGUUUUUGUCUUUUUGGUUCAGUUUAUUAUUAAACUAUUAUUUAUAUUGUCAAGCUGGUUCUCGCCUCCUUUCCA
This is a messenger RNA of Xyrauchen texanus (razorback sucker), 2913 nucleotides long. Its product is annotated as probable G-protein coupled receptor 132. Gene Ontology annotation, molecular function: G protein-coupled receptor activity. Gene Ontology annotation, cellular component: membrane. The record is from RefSeq and is a predicted model, not a curated record. Lineage: Eukaryota; Metazoa; Chordata; Actinopteri; Cypriniformes; Catostomidae. Gene Ontology annotation, biological process: negative regulation of G2/M transition of mitotic cell cycle; G protein-coupled receptor signaling pathway; G1/S transition of mitotic cell cycle.